This is a messenger RNA of Pocillopora damicornis (cauliflower coral), 2137 nucleotides long. RefSeq names its product cell division cycle protein 23 homolog. Gene Ontology annotation, biological process: positive regulation of mitotic metaphase/anaphase transition; cell division; protein ubiquitination. Gene Ontology annotation, cellular component: anaphase-promoting complex. The record is from RefSeq and is a predicted model, not a curated record. Gene Ontology annotation, molecular function: protein binding. NCBI's taxonomy places the organism in Eukaryota, Metazoa, Cnidaria, Anthozoa, Scleractinia, Pocilloporidae.
AACCAUUCCCCCUCCGUCGUUGUGCGCGGGCUUUUGAAAGAUGGCGGCUGUGUCGAAUGUUUCUUUGCCGGAAAUCAAGAGGGAUCUUCUUUACGCGGUUAAAGAAUGCUCAGAGAGAGGCUUGCUUCACAGUGCUAAGUGGGCAGCUGAGUUGGCAUUUUCCAUUCCAUCCUUUGCAACACCUGAACAUCUUCCUGCGACUGAUUAUCGAGAUCCCGAAUUUUUGAAAGAUUUUGAUAAAUAUACCUUGGGGAAGGCAUAUUUUGACCUGAAAGAGUUUAAGAGAGCAGCUUUCUUCUUGGAGGAUUGUACAAGUCACAAAGGAUACUUCUUACUUAUGUAUUCACAUUAUUUGGUCCUCAAGAAAAUGUGAAAAAUGAGCAUCUGACGUGGCUGAGAUCUGGACUCUGUGCAAGACGUGAAAAACUGGAUGGAUUCUGUCUCUUCUUAUUGGGUGUUAUACUUAAAAAACUUGAUCUAAGAGAAGAAGCACUUGAGGUGAUGCUAGAAGCUGUGAAGAAGGAGCCUCUACAUUGGGGCAGUUGGCUGGAGCUGUCAUCUCUCUGUACGGACAAGGAAAUGCUACAGUCAUUGACCCUUCCCUCCCACUGGAUGGCUCAGUUUUUCCAAGCUCAUGUUGCAAUUGAUCUUCAGUUGAAUGAGGAAGGACUGGAGAGAUAUACAAAACUGAGCCAAGCUGGAUUUGCUGACAACAAAUAUGUCUUACUGCAAACAGCUCUAGCACAGUACCAUGCCAGAGAUUUUGAUGCUGCAUGUAAGCUGUUCAAACAAGUCAGAGAACAAGAUCCAUGUUCCCUAGAGCACAUGGACACUUACUCCAAUAUUCUUUAUGUAAAGGAAAUGAAACCAGAACUUAGUUACUUAGCACACCACACAAAUAGUAUUGAUAGGUACAGAGAGGAAACAUGCUGUGUCAUAGGAAAUUAUUACAGCCUCCAUGACCAGCACGAAAAGGCUGUGACAUACUUUCAACGUGCUCUGAAACUAAACCCACAGUACACAUCUGCUUGGACUUUAAUGGGGCAUGAGUUUAUGGAGAGGAAGAAUACUUCAGCUGCUAUAGAAGCCUACAGGAAAGCCAUAGAAGUCAAUUAUCGAGACUACAGAGCAUGGUAUGGAUUAGGACAAACAUAUGAAAUUCUGAAAAUGCCAUUCUAUUGCUUGUAUUACUAUAGACAGGCUCACAAAUUCAGACCAAAUGACUCAAGGAUGUUAGUUGCUUUGGGUGAAAGCUAUGAAAAGUUAAACAGUAUGCAGCAAGCUAAAAAAUGUUAUUUCAGGGCAAUGUCAGUUGGUGAUCUUGAAGGGAUGGCUGUGAUAAAGCUAGCAAGAUUACACGAACAUCUUAAUGAGGAUAAUGACGCUGCCACUCAAUACAACCGUUAUGUAGAACAGACAGAAGUUGUUGGAGUAAUGUCUGUGGCUGAUUUGUGUUCUGCAUAUGUGUUUUUGGCAAGAUACAAUCUGAAGAAUAGAAAUCUAGAAGCUGCAGAGAUGUAUGCACACAAGUGUUGUGAAUUUAAUGAGGGUAGAGAAGAGGGCAAAGGACUGCUUCGCCAAAUUUCCAACAGCCGGUCCAGUGGAGAUGGUGCCAGAGAGAGUGCAGAUGCCUUCACCCAAGAAUUAUCACUUGGAAAUAUAAGUGUUGACCAUGAAACAAGUAUGUCGCCUGUGGUACGAACCAACUUGGAUUUCAACACCCCUUGAGAACAGCUGACUUUAUAUAGUUUGAUUAAAAGAGAAGCUUAGAUCAAUUUUACAUUUUGUCUCUAUCAACUGCUGGAACUUAAUUUUUAUACUAAUAAACCCAAGUUGCUCCACAACAUCUGCUGUUGGUAGCUGUGUUUCUCAUCUAAUGUACAGAGGGAUCAGAGAUGUGUGCAGACCUGGAAAGUUUUAACCUGGAGGAGGCUGACUUAGUGAGCUAAGAAACAGCCCUUAGCACUUUGCACAGAGCUGUUAUUACAACUUAAAUUGUUGAUGUUUAUCACAACACGAUCAUGUGACUUGUUAUUUUUUCUCACUAAGAGAGGUCUAACCUGUGAAAAAUAAUUACAGUGUGUUACCUUGAGAAGUAAUGUGUACAGUAACUGUAACUGUUACAAACAAUAAAAUG